AUGCGAGCUGGUAUUCGAUUUGCACGUGGUCGACAAAGAUCAUUUGAUGAUAAACGGCGUACAACAGCACAACGUUCUGAGAAAGAGCACUUAUCAUUAUCUGAACAAAAUGUACUACUCGAUGGCACAAAUUUAAUGUCAUCAUCAACAAUUAACGAACAUUUGCAUUCUCACAAUAAUAAACAACAGCAAAAUUAUAUUGAGGGCGAUAGAGGUGAAAGCGACGAUGAAUUAGACGAAAUUAAUACAUCUCCAACAUCAUUCAAUAGGAAGUCAAUUGUUAAUACAACAUAUGGCAAUAACAAUCACGUACAAUCAGAGCCGGAAAAACGAUGGUAUCCUAUACCUAAUGUAAUCA
Molecule: messenger RNA, 358 nt
Organism: Didymodactylos carnosus
Lineage: Eukaryota; Metazoa; Rotifera; Eurotatoria; Philodinida; Philodinidae
Source: the annotation of a GenBank genome assembly